AUGCCGCGGAGCCCCCCAGUGGGCCAGGAAAACAUCAACACCGACAUUGUGACUUUGUCCCGCUUUUUCACGGAGGAGCAGGCCAAGUACCCCGAUGCCUCGGGUGACUUCACGCUGCUGUGCCAUGCGCUCCAAUUCUCGUUCAAGUCGAUUGCUUACUACAUCCGGCGCGCGUCGCUGAUCAACCUGACGGGCCUGGCGGGGUCGUCCAACACGACGGGCGACGACCAGAAGAAGCUGGACGUGAUCGGCAACGAUAUCUUUGUGUCGGCGAUGCGCGGGUCCGGCAAGUGCCGCAUCAUCGUGUCCGAGGAGGAAGAGGAGGUGAUCAAGUUCGACGAGCACCCGGACGCCCGGUACGCCGUGGUGUGCGACCCGAUCGACGGCUCGUCCAACCUGGACGCCGGUGUCUCGGUCGGCACGAUCUUCGGCAUCUUCCAGCUGCCCGACGAGGUGCUGGGCCCCAACAAGUCCGUCGGCCCGCAGGAUCUGCUGCACCCGGGGACUAGCCUGGUGGCGUCGGGCUUUACCAUGUACGGCGCGUCGGCCCAGCUGGUUAUCACCAUGCGCGGCGGCGGCGUCAAUGGCUUCACGCUCGAGAACUCGCUGGGCGAGUUCAUCCUCACCCACCCCAACAUGCAGCUGCCCCCCAAGCGCGCCAUCUACUCCGUCAACGAGGGGAAUAGCAUGUAUUGGGACGAGUGGUGCACCCAGUACUUCCACAGCCUCAAGUUCCCGCCCGAGGGCGAGAAACCCUACAGCGCCCGUUAUAUUGGCAGCAUGGUCGCCGACGCCUACCGAACUCUUCUUUAUGGUGGCAUCUUCGCCUACCCGGCCGACUCCAAGAGCCCCAAGGGCAAGCUGCGUAUCUUGUACGAGUGUGCCCCCAUGGCCAUGCUGUUCGAAAACGCCGGCGGUCUGGCCGUCAACUCGAGAAUGGAGCGUCUGAUGGAGGUCUGCCCCGAGCACAUCCACGACAAGAGUGGUGUUUUCCUCGGCUCCCGCGACGAGGUCCAGAAGGUCAUCGAUAUGUACAACAAGUACCAGAAAAAAUAA
This is a messenger RNA of Penicillium alfredii, 1056 nucleotides long. It is a transcript of the gene fbp1, whose product is annotated as fructose 1,6-bisphosphate 1-phosphatase. Gene Ontology annotation, molecular function: fructose 1,6-bisphosphate 1-phosphatase activity. Gene Ontology annotation, biological process: fructose metabolic process; gluconeogenesis; fructose 6-phosphate metabolic process. The coding region runs from base 1 to 1056 and encodes 351 amino acids. Lineage: Eukaryota; Fungi; Ascomycota; Eurotiomycetes; Eurotiales; Aspergillaceae. Gene Ontology annotation, cellular component: cytoplasm; cytosol. The transcript is spliced from 2 exons. The record is from RefSeq and is a predicted model, not a curated record.